Closterium sp. NIES-65 is the source of this 834-nucleotide messenger RNA. Lineage: Eukaryota; Viridiplantae; Streptophyta; Zygnematophyceae; Desmidiales; Closteriaceae. The record is from the annotation of a GenBank genome assembly.
AUGGCUGCUCCUAACGUUCUCACUUUUGAUGCUGAGGGUCGGGCUGUCGACUUUGAGGUCUGGGUAGAUGACCUACAGCUUUGCCUACAGUGCGUUAGGACAGAUGGUCUCUCCCUGUUCGAUCUCACGUCUGGCGCCUCUCCUGCACCUCCUGCCGAUGCUGACAGCACUGUUCGCUCACAGUGGGCCACACGUGAUGCUGCUGCCCGUCUUGCUGUUCGUAGUCACUUGCCGUCCUCUGAGCACGCGCACUUUGGUCAGUAUAAAAGCGCUAAGACCCUAUACAACGCUGUAGUUUCACGCUACUCUUCCCCUACCACUGCUGCUCUUAGUCGCCUCAUGCUGCCGUACCUGGACCACUUCCUCUCUGUUUGCCCCGCCACACUCACCGUGGACCUCCUUGCGGAGCGCCUCCUGGCAGCUAAGAAGAGCAUAGUUGCUGUAGGAGCCUCUCGUGGUGACCCUCGUACUCCCUUCUUUGAGGGGUGUUCCCCCUCCCCCCUCCUGCCCUCUGUUGCCUCUACUGGUGCGGCCGACCUCGUUGGCCUCGAGUCGGUUGGAGCUGCGUCUGCCCCUAGCGGGAGACGCCGCACCAGCAAGGGCAAGGGGUGCAAGGGUGCUGGAGGAGCUGGCGGGGGCGGUGGAGGUGGCGGUGGAGGCGGUGGAGGGGGUGGGGGCGGUGGUGGGAGUGGUGGCGGGGGUGGGGGCGUCGGUGGCGGCAGUGGAGGCGGAGGAGACGGCGGCGGUGGUGGUGGGAGCGGAGGAGGCGGAGGUGGCGGCGGCGGCGGAGGUGGCGGCAGCAGCGGUGGGAGUGGUCGGGGCGGCUCUGCGUAG